AUGGCUCCCCGAUACAAGGACGGAGAUGCCGUGGUCGCCAUCAAUGGCAAAUGGGUCGCGUGGACACACACGGUCUUUGCCUACGCGGCCUUCAUCAGUGCGCUGAUUGUCGGCGUGGCUUUGCAUUACCACAAGAUCGUCCAGAACGAACAUUUCGGCUACCCAAUUGAAUGGUUCCCCUCCGUGUCCGCGACCAUCGGUGACCGUUACCCCGAACGGUCCUUCUUCCAGGUCUUCAUCGCCAUUACCUCCGGCCCUCGAUUCGCGCUUGUCUUCCUCUGGUACAUCCUCACUUCGCGCCCUAACUCGACCCUUCCCAAGAUCGUUGCUGGAGUCGGCAUUUUCCGAACUCUGACUUGUGGAGGAUGGACCUAUGUGACAUCUACCGAUGACCAUGAUUGGCAUGAUAUCUUCAUGAUCUCCUACUUGGUGGCCACUUUGCCUUGGACUCUGGGCUGUCUCGCCCUCAGCCCCAACAACCGACGUGCCGUCAAGUACCGCAAGAUCAUGGCUAGCUUGUUCUUUGGCACUCUGGUUCCCUUGAUCUACUAUUUCAUCCAGCACAAAGUGCACAAGGUUCCUGGUGCUUACACCAAGUACGCCUUCUUUGAAUGGUCUCUCAUUCUGUUCGACGUCGGCUUCGACGCCAUUACAGCACUUGACUUUGAAAGCUUUGAGCUCGUGGUGAGGGAUGUCAAGGGUGUUAGCAGAGGGAAGGGCAAGCCAGUGGCCAACACCUUCGGCGAAGGCUUCUUUUGGACAGAGAUCAUCGACGCCGCCUCGGAUGUCUACAACGGCUUUGUCUUCUGGACCAUUGUGACUGCUCUGCCGGUUCUGGUCUGGUACUUCCCUCUGUGGCACAUGGGCAUUUCUGGCUACGAAGUUGCCAUUGUGUCCUGCACAUCCCCGCUGCUCCUGGUCAUACCGUCUCUGCGGGCCCUCGCUGUGAGAAACCUGCGUCUGCUUCACCUGGCUUCGCUUGUCGGUCUUCUGGGAUACAAGUUCCAGGAUCCCGCCAACCGUCUCUUCGUGACCAGCUUUGCCCUGUCGACUACCUGUGUGGCUUGGACCGCUGGAUUCUUUGCUGAACGGACCAACUCUCCUCGCCUUGAAGCUCGCGUCAUGGCCUGGGGAAUUGGUUUGAUCAUGUCGACUGUUGCCAAGUUUGCUUGCAAAACGAACAACCCACUCUGGCCCAUUGUCCACGCCGAGAACGGCGGCUGGAACAAGAUUGGUAUCUUCAUUGCUCUGUUCGCUGUUCUGAGAUCCCAGCGGGGUUCGACUAUGAGCGGUGGUGAUUACCUGCCUGCAGGUGGUAAGAAGGGCUCCUCGGUUCUGGCUGGUGUUGGCUUUGGUGGCCUGAUGUUCGCCAUCGUCUCGCUUCUCACCGAUUCCAGUACCAUGAUCUCGUGGGUGUGGGACGGAUACCCUGUACGUGGACCUCUCGCGGUUCCCCACGGUGCUGUGACUAUCUUCGUGAUGGGAGCCGGUCUUGUCUAUGGUGUCUUCCACCCUCGCGUGGCCGGAAGCUGGACUGCUUUUGGAGUGGGCUCUGUCGGUGCCGCUGUCCUGACCUCGUACCAUCACUGGAUGGGCUUCUACGGCGCCCUUGCACUCACAUUCUACAUCAUGGCCGUUGCACCCGUCUUGAUCGCGUCCUGUGUUCGUCACUCCCCUGCGAGCACAUUUGGCAUCGGCUUCAUUGUUUACGUGUUCCUUCUGCUGUUCCAUGUCUGGGUUGUCGCUUAUGCCUUUGUGCCCGGUGGUCCCCUUGUGCGUGAGCACACCGAUUGGUUGAUGCUGACCACCAUGCUGUCCAUCGGUGCCGGUGUAUUCUCCGCGGCUACUUCGAACUCGAGCCGUUCUUCCCGCAAGAAGCCCAUCAGCCCCAACAACAAGAGACAGCGUUCGUACUAUAUCUACGUUCUCGCUGCGCUUCAGCUUCUCUCUGUCUCUGUGGCCUACCUGCGUUUCCCCACCAACGACUACACCCCUUACCACAAGGAAGACAAGGUCGUCACUGCCGGUAUCUGGACCGUCCACUUCGGCCUCGACAACAACAUGUGGUCCUCUGAGCGCCGCAUGCGUGAUGUGAUCGGUGAACUCGAACUGGACGUCAUUGGCUUCCUCGAGUCCGACAACCAGCGCAUCAUCAUGGGUAACAAGGAUGUCACCCAGUUCAUCGCCGAGGAUCUUGGUUACUACACCGACUUCGGUCCCGGCCCUAACAAGCACACCUGGGGUUCCGCCUUGCUGUCCAAGUUCCCCAUCGUCAACUCCACUCACCACCUCCUCCCCUCCCCCGUGGGUGAGCUAGCGCCUGCCAUUCAUGCCACCCUUGAUAUGUAUGGCGAGAUGAUUGACGUGGUCGUCUUCCACUCCGGCCAGGAAGAGGACCCCGAGGACCGUCGUUUGCAGAGCGAGUAUCUGUCCAAACUGAUGGGCGACUCCCCGCGUCCUCUCAUUCUUCUGAGUUACCUUGUCACCAAGCCGCUCGAGGGUAACUACAACACCUACGUCAGCGAGCGCAGCCAGAUGAAGGACAUUGAUCCUUCUGACUGGGAUAGAUGGUGCGAGUACCUGCUUUUCAAGAAGCUGCACCGCACCGGUUACGCCAGAAUUAGCCGUGACACUAUCACCGAUACCGAAAUCCAGGUUGGCAAGUUUGUCAUCGGCGAGCCUGAGCCUGAGAGCGAGACUCGUAUCCCAGAGGAGCUGGUCCCUGUUGGCCGCCGUUUCCCUGCUUUGUUCCGCGGCGAGGGAGUGCGUGGACACCGCUACCACGUCUUCGACGAGCCCCGAUACUGGCAAUAA
Penicillium brevicompactum is the source of this 2814-nucleotide messenger RNA. RefSeq lists its product as uncharacterized. The transcript has 5 exons. Lineage: Eukaryota; Fungi; Ascomycota; Eurotiomycetes; Eurotiales; Aspergillaceae. The coding region runs from base 1 to 2814 and encodes 937 amino acids. Gene Ontology annotation, cellular component: endoplasmic reticulum. The record is from RefSeq and is a predicted model, not a curated record. Gene Ontology annotation, biological process: GPI anchor biosynthetic process; fungal-type cell wall organization.